CCUCCAAGAGAAACCCCUUCCUAGCUCCCUGCCACCGUGGCCACGUCCUCCGCCACCCAAACGCCCAACAAUAGAUUCGCCUCAUUUAAGAAAGGAGCUUCAGUCUCCAUUGGGUUUUGAUUAGGGCUGGCCAAACACUCAGGGUAACAUAGAACUUGUAGUCGUCAAACCUUUCUGGCAAUACCAAACCAAAUGAAGGAUUUUCUAAAACAUUUUGGUCGUCAACUGUAAUUAUUUUUUUAACCAGGUUUUUCUACAUUUCAAGACAUUCAACAACUGUUUUUCAAACACUGUAUUUGGAAAUUGUUUUUUGUUGUUUGAGAGCUACACGACUGAGAAACUAAAACUUGAAGAAAUUCAUUCUGGCAAGUGAAGAGAUACCUGAAGAUUAAAACUAAUCCCUGGAAUAAAGUCCAACAAUUAAAAGUUAACAAGUAACCAGAAAAUUCAAGUGAACAAUUCAAAGUCAGAAACGUGAACAACUUUCUCAACACAUGAACCGUGUUCAGAUAUUCAUCGUCUUGAGACAGAGCUGAGAACUAGAAGAUACGAAGACGCGCAGUUGAUUGAUACGAGCUGAAUAGCGUUAGCCUACAGAUUUUAAAGCACCUUCAGACAGUCACACUUUGUCUCCCUACAAUGUUACCGCAAGUCUCUACAUUUCUCACUCUUCUAGCCAUCCUCCACCUGCCCAAAUCUUGUCACUCUGAGAACGUCUCCUCAGACCCCGGCUCUGGUGACGCACUGCAGUCUUUGGAUGAUCUCCGCUGGCAGUCGUUUUCAUCUGAUGGAAACACCGAUGUGGACAAAAGGGUUAGAGAGUUCGUGGGGAAAAGAUCGGAGGAUCAGUUUUACAAUGAAAAUGACGCAAUAGAGAAGCGGCCAAGGCAGUUUGUAGGGAAACGAACCGAGGACAAAAGAGUUCGUGAAUUCGUCGGCAAACGAGUUAGAGAGUUUGUGGGGAAAAGAGACAAUGGUGAUAUAGACACAGACAAGAGGGUCAGAGAGUUUGUGGGGAAACGGAACAGUUACGGGGAUGAGUUUGACAACGCAGAUGACGUUUACAGAUUUCUGGCAGAAAAAAGACCCCGACAAUUUGUCGGAAAAAGAAGUGGUCCUUAUUUCUAUGAAGAAAUAAUAAAUAAUGAAAAAAGGCCACGACAAUUCGUCGGAAAGAGGAGUAGCCCGUAUUUCUAUGAUGAAAUAUUGAGCAAUGAAAAAAGACCUAGACAAUUCGUUGGAAAAAGAGACAAUCUAGAGGACAUAUUUCUUAAUGAAGAGAAAAGGCCUCGACAAUUCGUUGGCAAGCGCUACAUCGCGGACGAAGACUUUCUCAUUGAUGCCGAGAAGAGACCGAGACAGUUUGUUGGUAAAAGAUAUAGUUUUGCUUUAGAUAACUUGGUAGAAAAACGACCCCGCCAGUUGGUCGGCAAACGAAACUUCGACGAGGUGCUGACCGAUGCCGCUCAGAGAAAUGCCAUUACAAACUACAUUCUGCACAGACUCGUCGAGGAGAGUCCUGAACUGAUGGACGGAGUCCUUACCGAAGAUGGCCAGCUAAGAACCAAAAGGUCAGUCUCAGACUGUGAAGACGACUUGAAAAAGAGCCUGACAGAGUUGUUCAGCCAAGAUGGAGACAUGAGAGAUCGCUUCAGUCUGGACAAAAGAAUCCGAGAGUUCGUCGGCAAGCGCAGCCCGUCGUCAUGUGUAGAUGUUGUGAAACGGGUCAGAGAAUUUGUAGGCAAAAGGGCAGAGAAAAGGCCGAGACAAUUCCUAGGCAAAAGGUCAACAGACAGCCACACGAAAGGCUCAAGAUGACCUUUCAAACCCAACCAACAAGUCUGUUGAUCUUCGGGACAGAGUGUCCAGAUUAGUUAGACGAAGUUCAUGAUCUUAAAAUUGUCAGCGAUUAAUUAAUUUGGACAUUAAAUAAAAUUAAAUAAACUGAAACGCAUUUAGAAUAGAUUAUUAAAAGUCUGUUUGGUCUUUGUUUACCUGGCGCCAUGCUUACACUGAUGUAAAACUCGAUGCAGAUGAAUUUGUUCCAUAUUAUUUUGUCAAGUUACUUUUUUAACUAUUGAUUAUAAAAUCAUACAAUUGAAAAAGAUCUUGAACAUGUUUAAACUAGACACAACUCAGAUCAUUAAAGCUGUCUUGUUUCCGACUAUA
Messenger RNA from Biomphalaria glabrata, 2169 nucleotides. Its product is annotated as protein PRQFV-amide-like. The record is from RefSeq and is a predicted model, not a curated record. The coding region runs from base 640 to 1818 and encodes 392 amino acids. The transcript has 2 exons. NCBI's taxonomy places the organism in Eukaryota, Metazoa, Mollusca, Gastropoda, Planorbidae.